This is a messenger RNA of Ziziphus jujuba (common jujube), 1380 nucleotides long. RefSeq names its product probable xyloglucan endotransglucosylase/hydrolase protein 23. Gene Ontology annotation, molecular function: hydrolase activity, hydrolyzing O-glycosyl compounds; xyloglucan:xyloglucosyl transferase activity. The transcript has 3 exons. The record is from RefSeq and is a predicted model, not a curated record. The coding region runs from base 316 to 1191 and encodes 291 amino acids. NCBI's taxonomy places the organism in Eukaryota, Viridiplantae, Streptophyta, Magnoliopsida, Rosales, Rhamnaceae. Gene Ontology annotation, biological process: cell wall biogenesis; xyloglucan metabolic process. Gene Ontology annotation, cellular component: cell wall; apoplast.
GUAAAACCGCGUUUGCCGGUGUUGAGACCCAAUUCAUUCAUUUUCACGCUUUUGAUCUGAGCCAGCUAUUCACACCUCUCUCUCAGCUAUUCACACCUCUCUAUUCACACCUCUCUCUCUCUCUCUCUCCCCCUGAACCUUUCUCUCGCUUUCUCCACAUUCCUCACUCCCAAACACUGUAUUUAUGUACUAUAAAUACCUCUCCAUGCCAACCUAUUUUCCUCACCAUACCAAUCACUUUUCUGUUGCAGACAUUCAAUUUGCUCUCCACAUUCCUCACUCCCUUUUCCACCCAUUUUUCCAAGCUAAGCUUCAAUGGAUUCUGCUUCUCCUACUCCAGUUUUGGCCAUAUCUCUUUUGGUUGGCCUUUUCAUGGUUGCCUCCGCAAGUAAUUUCUACCAGGAUUUCUACAUCACUUGGGGAGAUGGCCGGUCUAAGAUCCUCAACAAUGGGGAACUCCUAACUCUGGUGCUUGACAAAGCUUCUGGCUCUGGUUUUCAAUCCAAGAAUGAGUAUCUCUUCGGCAGCAUUGAUAUGCAGCUCAAGCUUGUCCCUGGAAACUCUGCAGGCACUGUCACUGCUUAUUAUUUAUCGUCAAAAGGGUCAACUUGGGAUGAGAUUGACUUCGAGUUUUUGGGGAAUCUGAGUGGCGAUCCGUAUACCCUUCACACCAAUGUGUUCAGCCAAGGCAAUGGAAACAGAGAGCAACGGUUCCACCUGUGGUUUGACCCUGCUGCUGAUUUCCACACCUAUUCAAUUCUAUGGAAUCCCCAGCGCAUUGUCUUCUCUGUGGAUGGUACUCCAAUUAGAGAGUUCAAGAAUGCAGAGUCGAAGGGUGUGCCAUUCCCAAAGAAUCAGCCAAUGAGGAUUUACUCUAGCCUCUGGAAUGCUGAUGAUUGGGCAACAAGAGGUGGGCUUGUCAAGACAGACUGGACCCAAGGUCCCUUCACUGCUUCUUACAGGAACUUCAAGGCCAAUGCUUGUGUUUGGUCCUCUGGAGCUACUUCCUGCGGCUUAUCAGGUUCUUCAUCUUCCACCUCCACCACCAGCAAUGCAUGGCUAUCAGAAGAGCUUGAUUCAACCAAGCAGGACAGAUUGAAAUGGGUGCAGAGUAACUACAUGAUUUAUAACUACUGUACUGAUGCAAAGAGAUUUCCCCAAGGCUUCCCUCCAGAAUGCAACAUGUCCUGAGUGCAGAGAGGGAAUGGCAACACUAAUUUUGCAUCUAUCAAUUCUUUGAUUCUUUGUACUUUCCUUUUCUUUUUCUUUUGGGUAUAUUGUAUUUGCAAUUUGUAUCUAAUUUCUACACAACUUUAAUUAUUUUCAAGUUGCUUUAUUACACAACUUGAGUUUGGUAAUAAGAGAAUUUUAUUCUUUUCA